GCGCAGAUUUAGCCUGUAGAAAAGCUCAUAAUAAUAACUGUUAAGCCGGGAAAGAAUAAGGUGGCGGGCGGAAUAGUCGGGCACUGGCGGGCCGGUCCCAGCAUUCGUCAGAUAGUGUGCGUUCCCGCGGGGAAAAUUAAGGGGAGUAUUAGUGACACUCUAAUGCAUAGUAUAUAUUUACAAGGCAGAUUAUUUCAAAUGCGUAGCUGGUCAUAUAUAAAAAAAAUAAAAAAAAGGUUGCGAGAUAAUGCACACUUCAGACUCUGAUGAACCGACUACAGUGCUUUCCUCUGCUGGUAUUCUUGUGGUGCUAACAUAAGUACCGGGUAUUCAUACAGUGUCUUGGCAGGCAUGGUGCUAGUACUUUCCUCUGCUGGUAUUCUUCCAUGGCAGUCACUUAUCGUCUCCUGUCUGAAGGGACGAUUCCACCGGUGAUCCGACUGGCUGGGCACCUCGGGGACCUGACGGCGGUGGACUUGUUACGUCGUCGGCCGUUACCUGCGUCUCCUGCAAGACCGAGAGGGCGUCUUCCACCUGACUACAACCCGGAAGCGGACCGAGUUGUCUUUCAUCGUCCCGUGUGGUGUGUUCGACCCGUACCAGCCGUCUGCUUCCAUUUAUAUGGAGGGAUCGGAGGCCAACAUCACCUUGCAGUCCUGCUCCGGCUGCCUCCCGCCGUCGUUGCUGUCCUCCCUAGGAGUACCACAAUUGUUUAUGUUAUUAAACCUGGUGUCUCUUACCAGUUGUUUGGCUUCCACCCUCAGCAUAGGUCACCACUGUCACAACCUUUACAGUGCUGAUAAGGCUGCGAGGCCCGGAAACCAGAGCCAGACAGCGUUAGUCAGCCACGCAGAAGCUUGACUGACUUGAGAGCAGCGAGUGUGUGCGCGGGAGGGGACAAGAUGGACGAAUAUAUCAAUCCCAGCUUCAUGGAAGAGAACGGCCGCGCAGCACAGGUGGACGGCGUUCAGCAGGAACAGCUGCUGGCAAUGGAGGAGGGCCGCGCGGCGCAGGAGGACCACCAUAGGCAGAUGUAUGUGGCGGUGCAGACAGGCGACGAGGCCAGGCUACGCAACGCCCUAAGGCACCUCUCCAAAGAGACCUUCAACAAAUCCUUCCCUUGGUCGAUCUACACCGCCCUGCACCUCACAGCCAAGAACAACUUCCCCAAGCUGGUGACCGCCCUGCUGGAGGCCGGCGCGGACCCCAACACCAAGAACCUCUAUGAUAAGUUCUGUCCCCUUCACUACGCCGCCAAGAAUGGCAACGUGGAGGUGGUCAAGACCCUCCUGGAGAAAGGUGUCGACCCAAAUGCCAAGGCAGGGUGCUACCGCGAUACGGCCCUCCACCUCCUCGUCAAACACAGGGAGACUGACGAGGACUCCUACAAGGCCUGUCUGGACGCCCUCCUGUCCUGUAAUGAGACCAUCGUUGACGUACUUAACCUUGAGAGACAGUCUCCGCUCUCCAUGGCGAUCAACAGGGGCUGGGAGUACAUGGUGAAGCAGCUUAUAUACAAGGGGGCGAACAUCAAGGCAACUUAUGGCAACAAAACCGCUGAGGAUCUUAUCAAGAAUGAGUUCCCUGGCUUACUGGACUCCAUCGACUCCUCCGCCAUCGUUGAGCCACAGAGGCACCUCAGCGAGGAGCUCUACAAUGCUCUGAUCCGCCGCGACAUUGAACUCUUUCGAGAGAUCCUGGACGAGAUCGAGGAAGACGAAUCGCAGUCCUUGAAGUCAGCGCUGGAGAAGCAGCAAGAGGAGUACACACUGCUGAUGUAUGCAUGCAAGGAGCGACUGACGGACUUCAUGAAGGAGUUGCUGAAGCGCGGUGCUGACACUUCACAGGAGGACCAGACCAGCCAGAUGAACCCGAUCCUGUAUGCGGCAGAGCAUGGAUACUACGAGAUACUCACGCUCCUGCUGCUGGCGCUGAGAGACCAGGAUGACCCGAACACAGAUUACAGGAAGGUGAGGGACGCCUUGAAGAAGAGAGAUGACCGGGGGCAGACGGCUCUGCACAAGAUAGUCAGAAGGAGGUAUGACAAUAAAGAAGAAGGCGUUGAUUACUCCAUGUGUCUGGAGCUGCUGCUGGACAUGAAACGGUUGAUGGACCUGGAUUUGCAGGUAGAGCUCGGGUACACUGAGGAACAGUCCCAAGACCUGGAUGCAAAGUAUAGGAUCACUUUCACGGACAAAUGUUUGGUGGAUCUGGAUACACAGGAUGAGUUAGGGUCCACAGCUCUGCAUUACGCUGUACACUUUGAUGACCAGAGCUUUGUGUGUAAACUCCUCCUCAGCGGGGCAAGUCUCACCAUCAAGGACAAGUUUGGGGAGCUGGCCAUAUCCCGCAUCCAGGCGUCAGUCCUGGAGGAGGUGUUCAACAACUGCAUAAAGUCACGUAACAAUGAAUUCAACGAUAACUUUAAGAUCACCUUCCACUACAGCAAGUUGGUGCCCAAACAAACGUCGCACCACCUGAAGAUGUACCCGGAGACAAAGUUCCUGAUGUUCCUGAGUGACUCACAUGAGCACCAACAUCUCCUCAAACACCCUGUGAUUGACACGCUCCUGUCCCUGAAGUGGCGGAUGAUCCAGAAAUACUACUACAUAAACACCCUGGUGUACAUGGCCUUCCUCGCCUUCCUGACAGCCUACAUCCUUCUCUUCCAUGGGAACUUCACACCCUCGAUGGAUGCUGACCCAAGUGGACACAAUGCCACAGCCAACACAGGCGUUCCAGACCCAAGCGGACACAAUGCCACAGUCAACACAGGCUUUCCAGACCCAGCAAAGGACAACAUGGCCCUCAAGAUCAGUCUACAAGUCCUCAUCUCCAUCUGCACCUCGUUUAUUGCAGUGAGGGAAGUGACUGAGUUCUGUAUCUCCUGGAGACAGUACGUGGAAAGGUUUAAGAACUGGCUUGAAAUCUCAAUAAUUCUCCUGACUUGCACGGUGCUGUUCAUGCCCAUGGAGGCAGCGCUGCAGCAGAGUAUGUGUGCCUGGCUGGUGCUGUUCUCGUGGAUAGAGUUGGUGCUGGUGCUGGGACAGCACCCAGGCCUGUCCAUCUACAUCACCAUGUUAUCUAUGGUCACCAGCAACUUCCUCAAAUUCAUCGCCAUGUUCUCCUCCAUGGUGGUCGCCUUCAUCUUCAGCUUCUACCUGGCAUUUCAAGUGGAUGAAAACUUCACCACCACCUCCUUCACUCCAUACCACAACUCCCUCCUCAAGACCCUAACCAUGGCCACCGGGGAGAUUGAGUACAAGGAUCUCCCCCUCGACGCCUUUCCCGUCUUCUCGCACCUCCUCUUCGUGGCCUUCGUGUUCCUCAUCGUGCUUGUCCUCAUGAACCUGCUCAAUGGCCUGGCGGUGAGCGACAUCCACAAGAUCCAGAAAGAGGCGGAGAUCACGAGCUACAGAAGCAGGGUGGAGCUGGUGUCCAUCAUUGAGUCUGGGUUACUGACCGGUCCACUGCAUCAGAUCUUCCUAUGGUCGCUGUGGUGCUGUGUGGGUGGUGAUGACAAGUACAAGUGCCGCUGUCCCAUCUGCUGUCCCAUCAGUUGGAAGCGGCACAGCCUAGCCAGACAGCUCCUCAACCGCCUGAAAUGCAGGGCACCCAUGUCCCAGACCUGUUUCAACAACAAGCAAACCAUCUCCAUGUUCCCCAACAACCCCUACUUCCCCUUCCAGCUAACGAAGGCACAGAUUAAGGCGGCCAAGGACGCGAUGCUGAAGAAGAAGCAAGCCACGGCCAAUGACCGCUCGGGGCUGGAGUUUUGCAUGAAACAGCUGAUGGACACAGUUUCAUCCCUCAAGGAGAAGAAGGUGGACAAACACGUGGUGCUGGAGAAGGACCUCGCCACGGCCAACAACUGCCUGGAUCAGUUGAUGGACACAGUUUCGUCCCUGCCGGAGAAGGUGGACAAACACGUGGUGCUGGAGAAGGACCGUGAUGCAGCCAACAACCGCCUCUCGGGGCUGGAGUCUUGCAUGAAUCAGCUGAUGGACACAAUUUCAUCCCUGACGGAGAAGGUGGACAAACACGUGGUGCUGGAGAAGGAGCUCGCCACGGCCAACAAUCGCCUGGAUCAGUUGAUGGCCGCAGUUUUGUCCCUGACGGAGAAGGUGGACAAACACGUCCUCUGCCCGUCUCCGCAGUGACGCCAAAACACCCUGGCCGAGGUGGACACCUGAUACCCUGUGUCAUGCUGAAGACUCUGCGAUGAUUUUAGCCCAGAGGAAGCAGUGAAGGGGAAACAUUCAAACAAUGGACAGAGUAAAUAAGGCACAGAACAAAGGAACCUCAACUGAACUGAACUGAAGUGAGAGCAAGCGGCCGUACCAAGGAGGCAGAACAUGGCAGCUUCUUCCUCAGGUUCUUGUUGAUCUUGUCACUGAAGCUGACCGGCUCCCACCCGUCCUGCCAGAAGGGGAUGGACGCCGUCUCACCGAAGUGAUGCAGCAGCAGCCCGCACCAACCCACCGCAUUCAGGAUGGACGCACCGAGGCAACAAGUACAAGCUUAGUCUUUCCUUCUGCCUGCUGUCACAAAUGGGGAGUCAGGGGGAGAAGGAAGGCAAGGGACAGAGCCAUUCAGGAUGGACGCGCCGAGGCAACAAGUACAAGCUGGCACGUGAAGACAGCUGCUAAGUCUUUCCUUCUGCCUACUGUCACAAAUGAGGAGUCAGGAGGAGAUGUAUAAAUCAUAAAUAAAGUCACUCAGUUUUCCGGCACUUCAGAGGGGCAAGUUUUUACAGGUAUUCCCAUUAGUCUUCAUAAUAAAUGCUGUUACUAGUAAGUCACGUCUGUAGCCAUUGUUCAAAGUGAUCCUGUGUGUGUGUGUGUGUGUGUGUGUGUGUGUGUGUGUGUGUGUGUUGGAAAGUUAUUUGUCUCCUUAACACUCUUCUUUAGCAACUGACUGCCAUCAUUGCACACACACUA
This is a messenger RNA of Eriocheir sinensis (Chinese mitten crab), 4940 nucleotides long. Its product is annotated as transient receptor potential cation channel protein painless-like. Gene Ontology annotation, molecular function: protein binding; monoatomic ion channel activity. The transcript is spliced from 5 exons. NCBI's taxonomy places the organism in Eukaryota, Metazoa, Arthropoda, Malacostraca, Decapoda, Varunidae. Gene Ontology annotation, cellular component: membrane. The record is from RefSeq and is a predicted model, not a curated record. Gene Ontology annotation, biological process: transmembrane transport; monoatomic ion transport. The coding region runs from base 903 to 4160 and encodes 1085 amino acids.